AUGAUUAAAGUAUUUUUUCCCAUAUCAUUAUAUUUAAUAACAAUUUUAAAUAUAUUAAUAUCGUGUGAAGAAAAUGAAUUAAGUAUAGAAAAUGAUGAAGACAGUACUUACAAGUAUACAAAAGUAAAAUUUGGUGAAGGAUCUACUUUACCUAAUACUUGUAGUAUAAAUGAUGAAAGAAAAAACUUUUUAUCACAAAAUGAAGAAUUUCACAGUAAGUUAUAUAGUAAUAAUAUAGAAAAUGAAGAAGAGGAAUUAUCUGAUUAUUUAAAUAUGUUUAAUAAUGUUGACGAAACCUAUAAUAAUUCUCCACAUUGUCAGAAAGAUUUAUCCCUAAUAGAAAGUAUACAAGCAUUAACCGAUAUUACAUCAGGAAAUGAUACAUUAUAUAGUAUAAUACCUGAUAACAUUUCAGAAUCUGAUGUACAAAUAAUAAAAGAUGAAGAAAAGGAAAUUCUUGAAAAUUUAGAUGACAAUGAAGUUAUAAAAGAAUUAUUAAUAAAUGAUAUUCAAAGUGAUGUUGAGGAAAACAAUUUAGUGGAAAAUCAAUUGAAUAAUAUGGAAAAUAUAUCUGUUAAUUAUAAUUUACAUGAUAAUCUUAAUAUAAUACGUAAUGUUAAUAAUGAUAUAAAUAUUAAUAUACAUAAUAAUGUUGAUAAUAAUCACAAUGUUGAUAUAAAUAAUAAUAAUGUUGAUAUAAAUAAUAAUCACAAUGUUGAUAUAAAUAAUAAUAAUAAUGCUGAUAUAAAUAAUAAUAAUAAUGCUGAUAUAAAUAAUAAUAAUAAUGCUGAUGUAAAUAAUAAUAAUAAUGCUGAUGUAAAUAAUAAUAAUAAUGCUGAUGUAAAUAAUAAUAAUGUUGAUAUAAAUAAUAAUAAUGUUGAUAUAAAUAAUAAUAAUGCUGAUAUAAAUAAUAAUAAUGUUGAUAUAAAUAAUAAUAAUGUAUUUAUGAAUAAUGAGGUUAAUAAUGAAAAUGAUGAGGUAAUAAAUGAAGAAAUUAACGAAGAGAAAAUGGAAGAAAAUAAUGAUGAACAUACCGAACAAAUAAAUGAAGAAACAAGAAAACAAAAUGUGGAACAAAGUAUGGAAGAAACUGCUGAAGAAAAUAUUGAAGGGAAUAAGGAAGAGUAUAUAGAAGAAAAUAACGACGAGUAUGUGGAUGAAAGCAUGGAAACAUAUGAAGAUAACGAAAGUGAAUAUAACGCUGAACAAAAUGAAGUAUAUACAGAACAACAAACUUCAUCAUCAAAUGUGGAACCGGAAAAGGAAAAGGACAACGAAAACGAAAACGAAGACGAAGACGAAAAUGAUAAUAAUGUAUACUCGCAAAAGGAAUACGAAUAUUUAAUAGAUACAGAUGAUACAGAAGAAAUUAUUGUACAAGAUGGAGAUAAAAUCUUAUCACUUAUUAAAAUUAAAAAGGUAGAGAAACCAACUGAUAAGAAAUCCGAAAAAAUACGACGACGUGGAAGAAAAAAAGGAAGUAUGCAGGAAUUCAUUGAACAAAAAAAAAAAUUAAAAGGUCUAGUAGUAAUGCCUAAUGAAAUGUAUGACUUAUAUAAAGGUAAAGGUAAAAAUUUACCCAAACAAUGGGAAUAUGAAUUUGAAGAAUUUAGUGAUGAUGACAGUGAUGAUGAUAGUGAUGUUGAUAGUGAUGAUGAUUACGAGGAUGAUGCCGAAGAGGAAGAAAAAGACGAUAUGGACGAGAAGGUAAACGAAUUAGCUGAUGAGGAGGUAGAAUAUCAAGAAGAUGACGAUUAUGAAGAUAUGGAAGACGAAGAUGACGAUGAUGAUGAUUUAAAUUAUGAUUUUUUUGAUGAUGAAAAUUAUGAAGACGAUGAGAAUGAUGAAAACAAUCUUGAAUCGCCAGAGGGAGAAGAAAAUACUUUCACAAAUAAUCCUAAUAGAAGAAAUAUGCAAAGAAUAGAUAUAUUCAAUAUGAUUUUAAUGCGAGAUAUGUUAUCUAAUUUAGAUGAAAAUAUCUCUUUUGAUGAGCUAAAUGAUAUAUACGAUUUCAUGAAUACAUGA
Molecule: messenger RNA, 2025 nt
Organism: Plasmodium reichenowi
Lineage: Eukaryota; Apicomplexa; Aconoidasida; Haemosporida; Plasmodiidae
Product: putative protein, unknown function
Exons: 1
Coding region: 1-2025 (674 amino acids)
Source: RefSeq, a predicted model, not a curated record